Molecule: messenger RNA, 1486 nt
Organism: Stylophora pistillata
Lineage: Eukaryota; Metazoa; Cnidaria; Anthozoa; Scleractinia; Pocilloporidae
Product: dynactin subunit 6
Biological process (GO): mitotic spindle organization
Cellular component (GO): dynactin complex
Molecular function (GO): dynein complex binding
Source: RefSeq, a predicted model, not a curated record
UGAUUGAUUGUGCUGAGGAAAGUAACUGUUUUGAUGAAAAUCAUGUCCAAACAUUCGUCUUCGCAAACCCCUCGCAAAUUGAAAAUUGGCUCUGGAUCAGUCGUUUGCCAAGAGGCUGAAAUAAAAGGUGAGGUUACGAUUGGUUCCCGAACGGUCAUCCACCCAAAGGCUCGUAUAAUAGCAGAAGCUGGGCCGAUAAUCAUCGGAGACAACAACCUCAUUGAAGAACAAGCUACAAUACUAAACUCGUCUUAUCUUGACGACGAUGGACAAUCUGGCGGGAAAAUUGUCUUGAAAAUUGGAAAUCAUAACGUGUUUGAGGUCGGUAGCCAGUGUGAAGCCGUAAAUGUGGGCGAUAACAACAUCCUUGAAGCUAAGAGUAAGGUCGGCCGAUUCACAAGUGUUUCUCAUGGGUGUGUUAUAGGAGCCAAAUGUGAAGUUACUUCUCAGGAAACGCUGCCAGAAAAUACAGUGAUUUAUGGACAAUGUUGUAGUAGGAGAGUACAAGGAGAGAGGCCUGUGCCACAAACACUGCAAUUAGAUUUUCUUACAAAGAUCUUACCAAAUUAUCAUCAUCUAAAGAAAUCUAGUCGAUCAUAACCAAAAAACUCAGUCCUUUUUUCUAACUGGUCAUAAUUUAUUUAUUACUUUUAGUUCUUAAUCCUUGACGAAAAGUAAGGAUUUAUCUUGUAUUCCUUGCCCAAGGAGAACACAGAUGUGCUCUCUCAUUGUUGUUGAAGUUGGAAUGAACCCGAGGGAACGCUUUAAAAAGCACUGGUCAUUUGGAAUCUAAACUGGGGCAACAAUUGGAGUCAGUUCUUGAAAUUGUUUGAUGUAUUUCACAAGUCAGUUGAGAGAAAGAACAAAUGGUUCAAAGCCUGUUUGAAACCUUAUUAUUUGCCAGUUAGUUAUACAAAGUCGAAGGGGUAUAUACAUAUAUACAAGUAUCGUACAUUUAAAGUUAAGGAAUUAAACACAGGUGUUAGUUAAUGUUGUUGCAAAGUGUCUUAAACCUAAAUUUUUCCCAAACUUUCUAUCACCCAUGCAUGUUUGCUUUUGGAUAAAGAGCAAAUCUCCCAGUCUCCUCUGUAGGUCUCUAAACUUCUGGUUGUGUGAGGUAACUUAGAUUGGUUCCCUGUUUAAGUAUCUCACUUCCUGGAGUUAGCCAAAGAUAAUUUCAAAAUAGAAGUAAGAAAAGAGAGAAUGAAAAAAAAAAUUUUAAAAAUUGACAUAUUGUUUAAUUUACUACCAAAUUUUCUUAGAGCUAAAAUCAGGGAUGAAUGAUAGACAAUUGAUGAUUAAAUUGAACUUUGUCUCCUUAUCCCACCGGGAUAAAGCUACAUUCCUUUUUUUGUUCCUAUCACAGUAUGUAAGUGUAUGUAAUUAUGUAUACACGAAAUAUUCCUUUAACCCACAAAUAGCAGAUACUAAUCGAGGGUCAAUUUUCUUCUUAACUAAAUUAAUUAAACUUAAUAGUGAUCAUGUG